AUGAUCUGUGGAACACGGGCGAUGAGAAAGCUUUCAAAAGCUGCGACUUCAUUCGAGAAAAGCGCCUCCGACCCCUCGUUGUUGUUCAUGAGUCCGAGCAGCAUGAAGAAAGUCGGAGCUCCGGGGUGCUGCUUGAAAACCACCAUCACCGCCACCACCACCACCACCACCACCACCACCACCACCACCACCACCACCACCACCACCACCACCACCACCACCACCACCACCACCACCACCACCACCACCACCACCACCACCACCACCACCACCACCACUGCCGUCGCAGCCACCGACGCCACUGCCACCCACCACUGCCGCAACGCCGGGUGA
Messenger RNA from Closterium sp. Yama58-4, 333 nucleotides. The record is from the annotation of a GenBank genome assembly. NCBI's taxonomy places the organism in Eukaryota, Viridiplantae, Streptophyta, Zygnematophyceae, Desmidiales, Closteriaceae.